Salvelinus sp. IW2-2015 is the source of this 1185-nucleotide messenger RNA. RefSeq names its product fish-egg lectin-like. The record is from RefSeq and is a predicted model, not a curated record. Lineage: Eukaryota; Metazoa; Chordata; Actinopteri; Salmoniformes; Salmonidae.
GCAAGGGGGCAAUUGAAGUCUGGUGUACAACCAAACUUAUACUGUAGAUCUACAGAGACAUCAUGAGAGUCACUGCAGCCGUCCUACUGGUCCUCUGUCUCCUGGCCGUCAGUCAUGCAUGGGACUGUCAGGAGGUAGUAAACAUCAAGAAUCUGAUGCAGAUCGAUGCAGGACUGGGGCAAGUAGUUGCUACGGACACAAGUCAARUCCCCUACUACCUGGUAGGUGAUAAAUGGAUCCGCCUGCCUGAGCGGAUCCGCCUGCCUGGUUCCCUGAAGCAUAUCACUGUAGGACCAGCAGGGAUCUGGGGUGUCAACAAGGCAGACUCAAUCUACAAGUAUGUGGCCAGUAACUGGGUGCAAGCUGCAGGCCUUCUGAAACAGUUGGAUGCUGGAGGUGAACAGUUUAUUGUSGGGGCCAACAUGGACGAUACUCCAUACUGUCUGACACGUAGUGCCACAGUUGGCUACAAGGGACCUGACUCACCCCUUCCAUGGACAGGAUUGCCAGGAAGUGUGAAGUACUACAGUUGUGGACCCUUUGGGUGCUGGGCAGUCAACAAGAAUGAUGAUAUCUUCUUAAUGAGUCUGAAUCUAGACUGCCAAAACAACGGAUGGAGUCACAUUGAAGGCAAGCUUUCCAUGAUUGAGGUGGCAACUGAUGGUAGUGUCUUUGGGGUCAACUCUGUGGGUGAUGUUUUUACCARAGACGGCAUCACAGCCAGUAAACCAGAGGGCACYGGAUGGAGCAAUAUCCCAAUGUGUUUGCGCAUGGGCCACGUGACCUACGACCUUGGCCGUCUUUGGGUCGUCUCCAAGUCUGGCGUCACCAUGGUGUGCACACAUUAGCCUCUCCUCUGCAUCUGAUGGCUGUUCGGGAUCUGUCUAAAGUUCACUUGCUAACUCAUUGAUGUCUCUUUCUGGAACAGUCUUCUGCUUGAGAAUGCCCAACAUUAGUUCAUAAGAAUCCUUCAUUCUAAAACCUACUACUCUACCUAUACUUUUCAGUACUUUAUCUCUGUCAAUAGUAAUCCCUGAUCUUAAUGAUCUUGCUCACCAGCCACAUGGGUUUUGCUGUGCUUCAGAGGUCAUUCAUAGAGAUGGAUGGAAUCCUUUUCAAUGAUUAUUAUGUCAUUAUAUAAUCAUUUCCCGCUAAAAUAAAGCAUUCAGUUUGAAGCUAUUGUAA